Messenger RNA from Hyla sarda, 2296 nucleotides. Its product is annotated as protein SSUH2 homolog. NCBI's taxonomy places the organism in Eukaryota, Metazoa, Chordata, Amphibia, Anura, Hylidae. The record is from RefSeq and is a predicted model, not a curated record. The transcript is spliced from 14 exons. The coding region runs from base 16 to 1359 and encodes 447 amino acids.
UAAAGGAGGAGUCACAUGAUCAGCACUGUACAGGCAUUCAAUCGCUGCAAACAUCCAAGGACCGUGGCAACAGUAAUUACACAUGAGCCAGAAGAAGACCGGGGCCGGAGGAGGGGACUGCGGUAUUGGCGGCACCUGGGGAGCGGUGAAAGAACCAUGGAAAUGCCGGAUUAUGGACAAGCUGCUCCACUUCUCCAUUCAGGAUACCCGAUGAACCCAGCAAUGCCUCCUGGGCCACCUUACCCAGUUGCUAUGAACCCUGCAGUAGCUCCAGGCUAUUACCCUUCUGUCAACACACAUGCACCUCAGAUGGCACCUUAUCCCCAGUUUUCUGGCGUUCCUGGCUAUGAGGGGCUGGAUGGUACUGACAAUGGUGGUAAAUAUCUACCACCCCCACCAGCUUUUGGAGCAGAACCUGGCCAUUUACCUGUUCCCACAAGCAAGGACUGGUUGAUUCCAUCCAUCAAUAAUGAGACUGCAAAGCAUGCCUUGCUGGAUUAUGCCAAUAGUAAGUGUUGUUACGGGUCAAGCCCAGCAGAAGAGAUGGAAAUUACUCAACUCAGGCCAUACAACACCUAUCGGUAUCGCCUGGAAACGUUUACAGAGUCUCGGUCAUGUGAAUGGGUGACUAAGCCCCUGACUGAGGGCGUUCUUGACUCUCCUGAAAAAGGUCCUGCUCCUCAGCCCUGGGAAAUCCAUGUGAAAACUCCAUCUCUUUUCCACGAUGAAACUCAAAAAGUGCCAGUUCCUCAUACGACUUCCAAGAAGUCCUGCCAAGAGUGCAAUGGAAAAGGAAAGAUCAUCUGCCAGAAAUGUAAUGGAAAUAGUCGGGAGAGAUGUGAGCACUGUAGUGGAUCUGGAAAGCGCUUAGAGGAAGAGUGUGAACACUGCGAUGGGACUGGAAAUAUAGGAUGCAAAACCUGCAACCAGACCAAUGUCCAGACUUGUCCAGGCUGCAGUGGAAAAGGCCAAGUGAUGACAUACAUUGAGAUGACUGUAACAUGGAAGAAUAAUGUUUUCGAGUUCAUCCCCGAUCACCAUUCAGAAUUCCCGACCGACCUCUUCAAGAAAGUGACUGGGGAGAAGAUGUAUUCAGAUGAGCAGCUACUGGUUCCUCCUAUCAUCAAUUUUCCCGAGCCGUCUAUAAAUCAGACCUCUCAGACUGCGGUACAGCAGCAUUACUCCCAGUUCAUGUCCUCAAGUCGGAUCCUGAUGCAGAGACAAACCAUUGAGCUGCUGCCGCUCACUAAGGUUGAGUACAGCUGGAAGGGUAAGAACUGCAAUUACUUUGUGUAUGGACGGGAGAAUAAAGUGGAGACCAAGGAUUAUCCAUCUACGUGCUGCUGCGUCAUCCUGUGAUAAAUUCUAAUAAAGAAUCACAAUAUAGAAUUGUAAUCCGCCACCUGAUUAUUGGCCCUAUGUUAGUGGAUGUUGCUAAAUGUUAUAUACUGUCUGGCUGCUAAAAUACUCUGGAUGCUAUAGAUUUGUAUUGUAUGUGAUCUGCACAGUGUUUUUAUACUUUUUUUAUUUUCCUUAUUUUAAACCUGUAGUUGCUUCCUGUAUUCCGGAGUAGCAAAUAUUAAUUGUUAAUUUGGCUUCUGUAAAGCUGUUUGAAUAUUUUACCAAGUUACCAAUAUGCUAAAUUCCAACGACCAAUAUGACUGCCAGCAUACCUCUUUAAUUGGUUGGCAGACAUGCUGCCAUAGUGCUGAAUGGUUAUUCUGCCCAGGGAAGUGAUGGUAUAUGAAUUUAAAAUGCACUACUGCAUACCUGUUUAGCAUUGACAGUAAGGAGUCUGGGAUCCCUGAUAAACAACCCAUGGGGGUGAUAAUUUAUUCAUUACCUGAAAUAAAAAGAACUUACAGCUGUAUAAAGCUUUACUUGCAUAUUGGUUGUCACCAAGCUUUCCCAGAAACUGAUCUAACCUAUAAUGGAUGAACAGAAGAAUAACUGGAUAUAAGGCAACUGAAGGUUUUAUAUUUACUGGAUUUUUCCUAUUAUUAUUAUUUUUUUUAUUGAGGGGGUACCCUUUAAUUUUAAAGGGAUUGUCUGAUCCCCAGAGAACUAUACUGAAAACAUAUAUGCAAAGAGUGUUUUACUGUGUUGUUUAAAGAACUAGAUCUGCUACGUUCCUGUGUCCUAGCAUGUUUCAGUUUUUGUUCCUAUUUUAUGAUUGUACAGUAAAGGCAUCACUACCUGUUAUAGUAUCAGUGCAACCGCUGUGUAUGUCAAUGAGUUUUGUUUUAGAUACUCUUGUUUUCUUAAAGAAUCCUUUUUAAAAUAAAUACAUUUUUAA